CAACUGUAAAGCUCUGGAGGCUACAGGCUUUGCUGUGAGAGUCAGCGACGAUGAUUGAUUCCUCUCUAAGCUCCUCGGGUGCCAAAGUUGUCGUCGCUACAUGCAGCGAUGAGAAUCACCCACCAGAAAACAUUACUGACGGAAACAGCAAAACCUUUUGGAUGUCCACCGGAAUGUUUCCUCAAGAGUUCAUCAUUCGCUUCGCUGAACCCACCAAGAUCUCUGCUGUGACAAUGGACAGCUACAAUGUCAAGCAUCUAAAGAUAGAAAAGAACACCUCACAAAAUGCUUCUCAGUUUGAGCCUGUUACAGAGAAAGAAUUUGAACACACAGAGGGACACCUUCAGUCAAAUGCUAUUUCACUAAACGGAAGCAGUGCGACCCACCUUCGUUUUAUCAUCACCUCAGGAUAUGACCACUUUGUCUCAGUGCACAGAAUCAGUGUGCAAAACUGACAUGCUUUUUAGUUGUGAAUUAAAGGCUUGUGGAAUAUUUUUGUAUAAAAA
Molecule: messenger RNA, 506 nt
Organism: Acanthopagrus latus (yellowfin seabream)
Lineage: Eukaryota; Metazoa; Chordata; Actinopteri; Spariformes; Sparidae
Gene: hspb11
Product: heat shock protein family B (small) member 11
Exons: 5
Coding region: 51-455 (134 amino acids)
Biological process (GO): intraciliary transport
Cellular component (GO): centrosome; intraciliary transport particle B; cilium
Source: RefSeq, a predicted model, not a curated record